Molecule: messenger RNA, 1744 nt
Organism: Neogale vison (American mink)
Lineage: Eukaryota; Metazoa; Chordata; Mammalia; Carnivora; Mustelidae
Product: beta-galactosidase-1-like protein 2
Exons: 16
Coding region: 1-1500 (499 amino acids)
Biological process (GO): carbohydrate metabolic process
Cellular component (GO): vacuole
Molecular function (GO): beta-galactosidase activity
Source: RefSeq, a predicted model, not a curated record
AUGCUGACCUUUUUGUUGAGACCUGUGAGCAUCCUGUACCUGUCUUCAGGGUUAUUGGUAACAGCUCAGUUUGGAGGAGACUUCUCACCCAGGAUGAAUCAAGUUUCCCUGACUCCCUCCCACAUAAUAAAUCGCAAUGUGGGUCUGAAAGUUGAAGGCUCAAGCUUCACACUUGAUGGCUUUCCUUUCCUGAUCAUAGCAGGUACUAUUCACUAUUUCCGGGUGCCCAGGGAGUACUGGAGGGACCGCUUGCUGAAGCUGAAGGCCUGUGGCUUCAACACUGUGACCACGCAUAUUCCCUGGAACCUUCACGAGCCAAGAAAAGGCUGGUUUUAUCUCACUGCAAACCUGGAUUUCACGACUUUUAUAGCCAUGGCUUCGGAGGUGGAGCUGUGGGUAAUUCUGUGUCCAGGCCCUUAUAUCGGUAGCGACUUAGACCUUGGAGGCUUACCCAGCUGGUUACUCCGGGAUCCAAAAAUGAAGCUGCGAACAACUUACAGAGGCUUCACUAAAGCAGUGAAUCACUAUUUUGAUAAGAUAAUUCCUAUGAUAGUACAACUCCAGUAUGGAAAGGGAGGCCCCAUCAUUGCUGUGCAGGUUGAGAAUGAAUAUGGUUCAUAUCGUCGGGAUAAUCGUUACAUGUCGUAUAUUAAAAAGGCUCUGAUCACAAGAGGAAUCAAGGUGCUGCUUAUGACCGCUGAUAAUGGAGAUGAACUAACAAGAGGCCACUUAAAACAGGUACUUUCCACUGUCCACAUGAAAAAUAUAAAGAAAGAAACUUAUGAUACACUCUUAUCAAUUCAGCCCAUCAGCUCUGUCAAGCCAAUUUGCAUGGAGGAGCUAUCUGUGAACCAGGGGAAUGGUCAGUCUUAUGGAUACAUACUUUAUGAGACUGUGAUCACCACUAGUGGCCUCCUUACCACAAAGAAUCAUGUUCAAGACCGAGGUCAGGUGUUUUUGGAUGAGAACUUUUUAGGCAUCUUCGAUCGUUCUACUGAUCAGCUGACUAUUCCCAAGAAAAUGGUCUACAACAAUAACCCAACACUGAGGAUCCUGGUGGAGAAUCAAGGCCGCCUUGCCUAUGGGCAGGACAUCAAUAAGGAGAGAAAAGGUAUAACUGGGGAUAUCUACCUGAACAAAUCUCCUUUAAGAAAUUUUAAAAUCCAUAGCCUGGAUAUGAAAACUAAAUUUAUACAAAGGGACCUUCCUAACAUCUGGAAACCAGCUGUAUUCAAACAUCGGGGCCCUGCCUUCUUCCUUGGUAUCCUGAGAAUAGGUAAUGACCCCAGAGACACCUUCAUAAAAAUGGAGGGAUGGACAAAAGGUGUAAUAUUCAUCAAUGGAAAGAAUCUGGGACGCUACUGGAAUAUAGGUCCCCAGGAGACUUUUUACCUUCCAGGACCCUGGCUUCGUCCUGGAUCAAAUGAGAUCAUUGUGUUUGAGGAGUUUAAACCUGGCCUGGAGAUCCAAUUCACAAACAUAUCUCGUCUAGGAUAUUGAAUCUUGAGUGUUGUGACACAAUAUAUGAAAUUGAUUGAGACGAAUCACUUCAACAGUGGGGCUGUGAGUAACCUACCCAUCCUGAUAACUCAGUUGCUGAAACUACCCUGGCUUCUCCACUUACCCAGUCCCUGCUUUGGGCCUACCAUCCUCUUCCUAAUUUGCCAGUACGCUCCUCUUUCGGCAUAGGUUAGCUAACCUUUUUCUGAUGCUCAUUACAAAAUAGACCUACAUAGUGCAUACC